Messenger RNA from Salvelinus sp. IW2-2015, 2601 nucleotides. It is a transcript of the gene dpysl5a, whose product is annotated as dihydropyrimidinase like 5a. Gene Ontology annotation, molecular function: hydrolase activity, acting on carbon-nitrogen (but not peptide) bonds. NCBI's taxonomy places the organism in Eukaryota, Metazoa, Chordata, Actinopteri, Salmoniformes, Salmonidae. Gene Ontology annotation, cellular component: cytoplasm. The record is from RefSeq and is a predicted model, not a curated record.
CGUCUGCACGUCGCACGGACUUGGAUGCUGCGACCUGAGGCUGAGCAGGCUGGAUUCAGAGUGAAGCAUCUGCGCCUGGCUGCAGCAAGUGUUCGUCUCAUUCAACGGAUUGGUGCUGUUGUAGUCUAUCAUAAAGUAACCGAAAAGGCGUUUUGGAGCCGUAGGCCUUUAGGAGAGAGCCAUCAUGUCUUCCAGUUCAGCGACAACCAGGAUCCUAAUCAAGGGUGGCAAGGUGGUGAACGAUGACGUCACGCAGGAGGCGGAUGUGUACAUUGAGAACGGCAUCAUCCAGCAGGUGGGGGAGGGGCUGAUGAUCCCGGGAGGGGCCAAGGUGAUUGACGCCUCCGGGAAACUGGUACUCCCCGGGGGGAUUGACACCAGCGUGCACCUGCAGCAGAGUUUCAUGAACGCUACCACCGUGGACGACUACUAUAGCGGCACCAAGGCAGCCCUGGCUGGAGGUACCACCAUGGUUAUAGGACAUGUAUUACCAGAGAAGAAUGAAUCUCUACUGGAAGCCUACGAGAAGGCCCGCUCCCAGGCCGACAAUAAAGCCUGCUGCGAUUACGCCCUGCAUAUGGGGGUCACCUGGUGGGGGCCCAAGGUGCGUGCUGAGAUGGAGAGCCUGGUGAGAGAUAAAGGGAUCAACUCGUUCCAGAUGUUCAUGGCCUAUAAGGACCUGUUCAUGCUGAGGGACUCAGAACUUUUCCAGGCCCUACAGAACUGUAAGGACAUCGGGGCCGUGGCCCGUGUACACGCUGAGAACGGAGAACUAGUGGCCGAGGGAGCCAAAGAGGCAUUGGACCUGGGAAUCAGUGGCCCAGAGGGCAUUGAGAUCAGCAGACCAGAGGAGCUGGAGGCAGAGGCCACCCAUCGUGCGAUCACCAUCGCCAAUAGGGCCCACUGUCCUAUCUACCUUGUCAACGUGUCCAGCAUGUCAGCAGGAGAUGUGCUUGCCACAGCCAAGAUGCAGGGUAAAGUGGUCCAUGGGGAGACCACCACAGCCCAUGCGGUGCUGAACGGUCUGCAGUACUACCAUCAGGACUGGGCCCAUGCUGCAGCCUACGUCACUGUUCCUCCUCUACGCCUGGACCCAAACACACCCAACUACCUGAUGAGUCUACUGGGAAAUGAUACGCUGAACGUAGUGGCGUCUGACCACCGCCCCUUCACCACCAAACAGAAGGCUAUGGGCAAGGAUGACUUCACAAAGAUCCCCCACGGAGUCCCGGGCAUCCAGGACCGCAUGAGCGUCAUCUGGGAGAGAGGAGUGGUCGGAGGCAAGAUGGACGAGAACCGUUUUGUUGCGGUGACCAGCUCCAACGCAGCUAAGAUCUACAACCUGUACCCCAGGAAGGGUAGGAUCAUCCCAGGGGCUGACGCUGACCUGGUGGUCUGGGACCCUGAAGGGACCAAGACCAUCUCUGUGGACACACAGGUGCAGGGUGGAGACUACAACCUGUACGAGAGUCUUCGUUGCCAUGGUGUCCCCCUGGUUACCAUUAGCCGUGGUCGUUUGGUCUAUGAGAACGGAGUGUUCACGUGCUCCGAGGGCUCUGGGAAGUUCUAUCCUCUCAGAACCUUCCCUGACUACCUCUACAAGAAAAUGGUGCAGCGGGAGAAGUGUCAGGCCCUGAAGGCUGUGGAGCGUGAGCCCUACGUAGGAGACGUAGCGUUGAUGAAUUCUGGGAAGAAGGACUGUGGACCAUGUGAUGGGGACACCCCAACACGACCACACACCAAGCACGGAGGACAGAGAGACCUGCAUGGGUCCAGUUUCAGCCUCUCUGGUGCCCAGGUUGAUGAUAAAAUCCCAAAGAGAUCUUCUGCAAGGAUUCUGGCCCCCCCAGGUGGUCGAUCCAGUGGCAUCUGGUAACUGUGUGGUAGAGUAGUGAGUUCUAGAACCAAACAAUUACUGUAGUUCUCUAUUAGAAUGAAACCUGAAGGAAAGUUCAGGGCCAACUAAGACAAACUGCUUGUUACGUUCACCCAGAAAGCAUAGAAAGAAAAGAAAAUCUCACAUGUCAUUUCAAAAACGAACUCACGUAUUUAGUGUAUAUAUGAUGACAGGGUCUGAGUAACAUUUAUAUGACACUGAUGUAAUUUUAAUAUUUGUUGGAAUAUCUGCCUGUAUGGUCAAACCCUGAACAAUAUUGGGCUUAGCAAAUUUUUGGACAAAUCAAAACUAAAUUUGCACGGUAGCUAUGUUGCUAGUUGACUGUUUUGGAUAAAUGUAUGUAUUUUAGAGAAAGUACUCAAUGUCAUUAUACACUAAUGGUUUUAGGGGGAUGAGGGGAGGAUGGGGUUGAGUUGAUAAUUGGUUUUACCUCACUGUUUAACCUACAAUAUUGCACUUGUAUCAUGUACUACUUAGCUGCCUUUUCCUUACAUGAUUUGAUGUGUAACAGAACAACUUUUCUACCAAUACAGAACAGUCAUGAAUUCACGUGAUUAGUUAUUUACUACGCAAUAUCUCAAAGCACUUGACAUGAAAUAACGUGAAUAUAACAAUUUUUGUGUGAAACACUGUUUUUUUUCUGUUCGGGUCCCUUCACGAUUCCAUUUGUCUAAUUUUGACGAAAACUCAAAUGCAAGCUGAUA